This is a messenger RNA of Puntigrus tetrazona (Sumatra barb), 8494 nucleotides long. RefSeq names its product neurotrophic tyrosine kinase, receptor, type 2b (gene ntrk2b). Gene Ontology annotation, molecular function: brain-derived neurotrophic factor receptor activity; ATP binding; brain-derived neurotrophic factor binding. Lineage: Eukaryota; Metazoa; Chordata; Actinopteri; Cypriniformes; Cyprinidae. Bases 1419 to 3821 code for a protein of 800 amino acids. Gene Ontology annotation, biological process: regulation of phosphatidylinositol 3-kinase/protein kinase B signal transduction; trans-synaptic signaling by neuropeptide, modulating synaptic transmission; protein phosphorylation. Gene Ontology annotation, cellular component: plasma membrane; signaling receptor complex; axon. The transcript is spliced from 18 exons. The record is from RefSeq and is a predicted model, not a curated record.
AUAAAAUAAGACUUUGUUUAUGUUACCGUUUGCAGUGCCAGAUUUACACUCGAUAGUGUUGCAGCGACUUUCGUGUCUGGCUCGGUUAACAGAGUAUUGCUGAAAAAAGUACAAACCCCAUUCAAACCGAUCUGACUAACGCUAUCUAUUUAUCUGAGAUUAAAUGGCUAGUUUAUUAACGGUAACGUUUAUUAAUGGGAAUUUAUAAUAUUUUGGGUAGAAUGACAAUCUCGUUGACCGCGGUGAAAUGUGUUGCCUUUGUCGCCCCCUCCUGGGAAAAAUAUAGAGGUUCGUCACAUUUCACUUCAUCCUCUGGCGUGCGCUCUAGUGAUUUCCUAAACCAAGGCCCUUCAGUGCACUCUUGCUAGAAAAACAAAAUCAAAAUGUUUAUAUAAAUCGUGAAAUGUAGCGCAGCCGAGCUCCAACUUUUCUCUCAAGAUGAACACGGACGCAGAAACGCGAGCACUGCUGUCAAACGUGAGAUUCAAAGGCGCGUGUUCCUGAAUCCAUCGCAGUUUCUCUUCAAACAGACCGAUAAUUCGGUAAACACUCUAAAGUGACAGAUCAUCACUAACAUCACUUCGUCUCGUUUCACAUACGCUGCGCCGCGAUUGGAAUGCGAGACUUGGCACAGCCGCUAAAAACAUCCAGGCAUUUUUGUUUGGCAAUUAUUUUGCUAGAUGCAGCCCAUCUCGUGCGUCAAACGGCACGUCACACUCCGGUAAUGGCUAUUCAUGAAGUUGUGGUAUUGUUGAGAAGAGCGCGAUGGAAAAAAGCGACGCGGCGGGCUCCGAGUGAACGGUUAAACGGAUGAAAAGCGAACGAAAACGAUCAAGUCGUUUCCCAAACGAUUCGACGUAAAAACAUAUGCGCAUCCCCAUCCCUGUCAACAUCUCCCAAAGAUCGUCCCAUUGACAACACAGGUGAUCGAUUAUUGCCGAUGUGGCACCGCCGAGAGCGUCUUUAACGUCCACCCUCCACAUGUAAUUACCGCGGCGACGGCUGAGGGAGAUGCGGCGGGUAAUCAAUAGGCGCUUGCAGCAGGUACGCGCCGCUGCCUCUUCACUCGCGCGCAGACGCACGCGCGCACGCACACCGUCUCGCUUGUUUUCUUGCCCAGCGCUGGAUGUGAGACGUCAGCGUCACCGCCGCAGCCCGUAGACACACGCAGCCCGCGGCCACGCGUUUCUCCACCGCGUCUGGAAGAAACGAAGCGCGGAUAGCGCAACGCAUCGGCACGCCGACAUUUCCCCGCCGCGUUACCACCUUUCUACGGAGACCAGAUAAGGCCACUCCAUGACAGUCUCGCGUCGCGCACAACGUCUUUGCGCAUCCCACAGCAGCGGCGUCUCAUCUCGGAACUGCUGAAAAUACUACAAGACAUUACACAACGCUGAACGCACCGCGCCAGACCUGCCAUGACCGCAGGGCUUCGUGGAAUGGCUCGCUUGGGGCUGUGUGGGCUUUUAUUCGGGCUGCUGAGGCUCAGCUCGGCUUGUCCUGGGUCGUGCUUUUGCAAUGCCUCGAGGAUCUCGUGUAUCGAUCAAGAACCGGGGAUCGAGGAUUUCCCCGUCUUGGUGCCGGAGUCUGACAUGGAAAACAUCACGGAUAUAUACAUCUCAAAUCAAAAAAGGCUACUUACAAUCAACGAGGACCAUAUGAAGUUCUACUCAAAUCUCAGGAAUUUAACAGUGACGAAUACUCACCUGACGCAUGUAUCUACGAUGGCCUUCUUCAACAAUUCCAAACUUCAAUAUCUGAAUCUCAGAGACAAUAACUUAUCAACGCUGUCCUGGAGGGCACUUCGUAAUUCAAACCUGUCGACUUUGUUGCUCUCUGGGAACCCUUUGCAAUGUGAAUGUAAGAACAUCUGGAUCAAAGUCUGGUUGGAUGACAGUGAGAGAGAGGGGCUGCAGUGUCUACAGGAAGGAGGACGAGCGAAAGCCCUCUCUAGACUUACUCUUCCUUCAUGUGAGUACCCACGUGUGGAGGUCAUCCCCGCUGUUGUCAGUCAAAUGGCAGGAACGGAUGCCACAGUGAUGUGUAGUGUGUCAGGAGCCCCGACCCCUGAGCUCUCCUGGAGCUUAAACUCCAGCGAUCACCCUCCUCUCUCAACCAGCCACGAGAUUUCUCACAAAAUGGAUCUGCAGUCUGUUCUGACUCUAAGUGGACUUUCACCUGAUGACAACGGCAGAGAGCUCACCUGUAGCGCCGAGAACAUCGUGGGCCAGACUGAGGCUUCAGUCCUUCUCAAUAUUCUUUUUCCCCCUACUAUCGUGCAGCUGUACCAGCCUGUGAGGAACCAGGACUGGUGCAUCCCUUUCACUGUGACGGGCAACCCGAGGCCUGAUCUGCAAUGGUACCAUGAGGGGAAGCUCCUGGAGGAGCAGCAGUACAUCAGGACCGAAAUCCACGAAAUCACGGAUACGGAGUACCACGGCUGUCUGCAGCUGGUCAUUCCCACUCAUAUCCAUAACGGCAUUUACACGCUGGUGGCUAGCAAUGAGUUCGGGGAGGACAGGGGAAACGUGUCGGCGCACUUCAUGCACAUACCCGAUGUGGACCACUCGGGGACAGAGGGAGUGUUUUAUUAUGACACAACAUUUAGUCCAGAAACCCCACCACUGGAGGACAAAGUCGCGGUUUAUAUAGUGGUUGGAAUAGCUGGGGUUGCUUUAACUGGAUGUAUCCUGAUGUUAGUUUUCCUCAAGUAUGGUAGAAGCUCCAAGUUUGGAAUGAAAGGCUCUUCAUCUGUCAUUAGUAAUGAUGACGACUCGGCCAGCCCGCUUCACCACGUUUCCAAUGGCAACAACACACCAUCAUCGUCGGAGAUGGGCCAAGAUGCCGUUGUCAUCGGAAUGACAAAGAUUCCAGUCAUUGAGAACCCCCAGUACUUCCGCAACCCCGGCAGCAUGCUGAAAUCGGACACUCUCGUCCAACACAUCAAGCGUCACAACAUUCUGCUGAAGAGGGAGCUUGGAGAAGGGGCUUUUGGGAAAGUGUUCUUAGCUGAAUGCUACAGCUUGUCUCCUGACCAAGAGAAGAUUUUGGUGGCUGUUAAGACUCUGAAGGAAGCCAGUGAAAGCGGACGAGCAGAUUUCCACCGAGAGGCAGAGCUCCUGACCAACCUGCAGCAUGAGCACAUUGUCAAGUUUUAUGGCGUGUGUGUAGAAAGCGACCCUCUCAUCAUGGUGUUCGAGUACAUGAAACACGGAGACCUCAACAAGUUUCUCAGGGCUCAUGGACCAGACGCAGUGCUGAUGGCAGACGGACAGCAGAGUUUGCUGGUGGAGUUAACUCAGCCUCAGAUGCUGCACAUUGCCCAGCAGAUAGCAGCAGGCAUGGUGUACCUGGCCUCACAGCAUUUCGUGCACAGAGACCUGGCCACACGCAACUGCCUGGUGGGAGAGAACCUGCUUGUCAAGAUAGGAGACUUCGGCAUGUCCAGAGAUGUGUACAGCACCGACUACUACAGGGUGGGUGGUCACACCAUGCUGCCCAUCCGCUGGAUGCCCCCAGAGAGCAUCAUGUACAGGAGAUUCACCACAGAAAGUGACGUGUGGAGUUUGGGUGUGGUCCUCUGGGAAAUAUUCACAUACGGCAAGCAACCUUGGUACCAGCUUUCAAACAACGAGGUGAUCGAGUGUAUCACACAGGGUCGGGUGUUGCAGAGACCUCGUACUUGCCCCAAAGAGGUGUAUGACCUGAUGCUGGGCUGCUGGCAGAGGGAGCCCUACAUGAGACUCAACAUCAAAGAAAUCCACAACCUGCUCCAGAGCCUGGCCAAGGCCUCGCCUGUUUACUUGGACAUCCUGGGCUGAUCUGUUUGCCAGUAUGGGUGUGUAAUUGUUAGUAAGAAAAUGUGUGUGUGUGAACGUGUGGUAUAAAAGGAGAAAGGGAUGAUCAUUUAGGACGAGUGAUUGAAUAUAGGUGUGUGUGCGUAUGUGUGUGUGUGUGUGUUCAUAAAAAUGGCUUGUGCUUCAGCACUCCCACCACAUAGACUAAAAGGCCUUAAAGUUGACUGUGUGCAUUGCUUUGAUUUUUCUUAAAUCUGGACAUGUCCAUCUAUCGCGCAUCAUUAUGUUUUCUAAAAAGCCCAGAUAGUCUACAAACAGAAACAUCUGAUUGUUGUAAAUAUGCGUCAGAGACAAUGCAGACCUUUUGUUUAACAACCUUUUCGAAAAAAAAAUAAUUUGGUUUGGCAAUUUUGGUUUGUUUGUUUUCUCUUACCAUUUUGUUUAUCGAGAUGGACAGAAUUAGGACCUGAUGAGGACCCAGUCAUUAGCACAACGCUGUCAACGCCCUGGCGUCAUUCUGGCAGACUUUACGCAGAUCGCAAUACUAUUCCUACCGCAAACUAUCGAGUAACAAUCACGGAACUGCCAGAUUCAUGUUUCGUUUGAAGUUUUUUUUUUACACGUUUGAUCUAAUUUGAGAUUUUUCUGUGCCAAGUUUUGAUGUCUAUAAUGCUGAGGUCGAUGAAAGGCGUUUUUUGGGACAUCUCGGUGCGCCCCAUCUUACUCAGCGCAAACUUCGUAAUAGAAGCACAGCGACAAAGACGCCUCCAGGUUUUUGUUCUUUUUUUUCUUUGGAAGAGGCUUGAGGUUGGACACAGAGUGUUUGGAGUGAGCACAGAGGCAAAGUCACCAGCAGUGGCACUUAAGUAUUUCCUCAGACUUUGUUUGGCUCCCCGGCCAUAAUUCUGAUUCGGAGGGCACUUCCUAACUGAGGUUUGAAGAACAAUGAGAAGAUGCUGUUCUUGUGUCAGUGGUCUCAUUUUUUUAACGUUAUAGGGUGCUUACACACUAGAAAACGUUUUGACGGAACGCUCGAUGGAUAGACAUCGGCCUGAUGUAUUUCUGAAUGUGUGGAAAGAGCCAUUCAUUCCGGAUAUUUCCCUGCCUUUGGCCCUAGAGGCUGGGAUAGGUUCCAGCAUCCCUACGACCCUACAUCAGACAAACAGUUCUGGAUUAUGGAUGGAUGGAAAGAGCCAGACUGUUUGAAAUAAAGCAGAAAUACAGCCAAUUGGAUUUCUGAAAGCACAAUUGGAUCCGCCUCCCUGGGAUUUUCAGUAGUCAACAGAUCCCUGCGACUGCGUUAGAGCCAAAGUACAAAUCCCUCCACUUUUGGUCACAUAACGGAGCAUCAGAAUCAACAAAUUCCCAGCAUUCUCCGACGUAGUGUGAACUAGUGUGUAGGCACUCUUAACCGUCCUCAUGUCGUGAUUUGAUGGACUUUGCCUUUGCGAAGACUGAAGAUUUCUUUCAGACCCGUUCCUGAGGAGUAUAUCCAUAGAUGUUGUUUAUAACACAACAGACCUGCCUGAUCAGCUGGUUAUUCAUUAUUAUCUGUUUAUGUAUCAACUGCGAAAUAACUGCUAAAUAAUAUGUGUAUGUGAUAAUCUAUGAUCGAUUUGUUUUUGAUGUAUUGUGGGCCGUUUCAAAGCGAUGGGCUUGAUGGGCACUGUGAAGUGAAUGUUCAUGUGAGAAUGAAACGAGUCGGACUGUCCCUGAGGUCACGAAUGGAAGACCCUAUGAAGGGACUGUCCAGAUUCAACCUGUGUGUGUUUCAACACCACCAGAGGAGGACAACUGGCAACCAACAGGGUUAAACUACAAAAGACUAAAUGACAACCAAAACUGUCAUUACACUAUAUAUAUAUAUAUAUACAGUGCAUUCAGACAGUAUUCAGAUCCUUUCGUUUUUGUCACAUUUUAUGUUGUAACCUUAGGUUGAAAUGUAUUUUUUUUCGAAUCGGUAUCAGGCUACGCUAUGAUGACGAAGCAAAAAAAAAAAACCUGUGAAAAUUGAUAAAUUGUUAAUAGCAAAAACACUAAUAUCUCAAUAAGUUAAGUAUUCUUACCUUAGUACUUAGUUAAAGCACCUUUGACAGCAAUUGCUUCCUCAAGUCUUUUUGGAUACAGUGUGGCAAGCUUUGUGACCUGAUACGGGGAUUUACUGCCAUUCUUCUCUGCAGAUCCUUUAAAUCUGGCAGAUUGGAUGAAGACCUUCGGUGGACAGAGAUUUUUAUUUUUGGGCUCAAGGCUGAGCUCUGGCUUGGUCACUCAAGAACAUUCAGAACAGUCGUCGCUAAACUACUUCUGCAUUAUCUCGGUCGUGCGUUUAGAGUCAUUGUCCUGUCUGACGUGACGAGAAGAAUGUGAAUAAUCAAGUCAGUGUGUUAUUUCUGUUCACAGAUUUGGUUUUUGCUUCGUUAUGGGGCACCAAACCGAUGUAAAAGAACUAGUGGACGAAAGCGAGUCUGUAGUUGCCUUGCUCCACUUGGGUUUGGGCCAGAGUUGCGUUUGAACACACUACAGAGUCUACAAUCAACGGCCAACUAUCAUGUACUCUACCUUUGUCUGUGCAUAUACAAAAAAAGUAGCAGUUGAUUGGUCUUCGCUUUAUUCGUUCUGAACAGCCAUGUUGUUAUGAAAGCGCAAGGCCAUGUGAUACUUCGUACAAGCCACGUGAAGGUUCAGAUGUGGCAAGGAGUUUAGAUUGAGGAGGUGAAAAAUGUAAGCAUUUUAGUGUGAAGGUGAGGUCACAAUUACCGCCCUGCAAAUUUUCACAGGUGACAUCCGGUCAUUUCGGGUUGUGAGUCCUCCAUGCGGAUCUGACGGGCUCGCCCCCAACACAAAGUUACUGUGUGAGACGUGCUUCAUACAUUGCUACAGUAUUGACAAUCAACCUUUUUUUUGUGUGACUGCACCUUUACAAACAUGGCGAAAUUAAGGAGUCUGAAUACUUUUGAAUCUACUGUAAGAAGUUCUGUAGUGGUGUUUGCUAACCAAGCAUCACAGUUACUGUCGCUCAUACUUAGGGCUUACUUGAAUAUUACACGCAGUGCAUAUUCAAUUCAGUCGUUUCUGUAAAACCAGACCAGUCAAAACGAAAUCUCGUCAACCUGACUAACUCCAGGGCUACGGUAUUCGACUUGUCCUCCUCUGCCGGAGUAAAUAUUUUUUCUCCAUUUCGAUCGACGGGGCUCCUCGUAGGACCCCAGCAACACAUUUUACGCCGACCGACCGAUUCUUCAGGGUGCGAAGCACCAGAGAGAUGUGUUGCUUUGAAAGCGUAUGUAUAUAUGCAAUUAUUCUGUAAAUAUACAUGAGCAGGAUCAAUCAUUCUUUGUACACUGAUGUCAAAUUCUUUCCAAACAGUACAUUGGCAGGACCUACUUUUAACAGCCGACUUUACCCGACAUCAUGAGUUGUCGAACAGCGUCCAAUCGAGUCAAGUGUCGGUCAUUAUGGUCAUGAUCUUUUUGAGCAGUGACUUAUGGCCUCUUAGAGCUUUGCACUUUCUUUAUAGAUGUACUGCUCAUAUUUUUGUAGUUUUCACCCUACAAUUGUAAGCACUGCAAAAAAAAAAAAAAAAAAAAAAAAAAAAAGGAAAAAGAAAAUGCACUGAAAGAGGUUAUUUACAUUGAAUCUGAUUAUUUGCUAAUGUUCACAGGUAUCGAAGAAAUGUAUUCAGUCAGUUACGCUAAACAAUUUUUCUUGUGUUGUGGCAGACUGACUAUGUGAAGACUUUAUUGAACCAACAUGGCAUUUUCUUCGUUUUUUUGCUAUACAGAUUUCUGUGUGUUCUAAUAGCCAGCCUGUACUUUAUAAUCCAUUCUGUACAGUUCUAAUAGAUGUCUAUAUAAAUAGUAUGUUCUCUAUAUAUUCUGUUUCAAACAGGCAUCAUGUCAAACGUGUGACAUUGUAAAGGGAAGUAAAACAUGUCUAAUGGGCCUCCGGCAAUAUGUGAGUGUAAAUACAGUUUAUUUUGCGUGACAAUGUUUUUUUUUUUUUCUUGUGGUUGAUCAUAAUAAAAGUAUGAUUUCAUUUUUUUAUAUAUCUGUAAUGGAUCAACUAGCCUUUUCCCCUGUGUAGUAAACAAUUUGAUGUGACCGACGCUUACUGCACCCUUUUUUUUUUUUAUUUAAAUUGAGGGUUGAUUCACGUCCAGGGGGAAAGAGCCAAGAGAACCCCCCCCCCCUUCCUCAAUUGAUUUCUGGAAAGCUCUUAACAUUGUAUAUGAAUGAACUGUGACUGAGUACUGGAACACUGUUUAUGCAUUAUUUUGUAAGCCAAGAUUUUAUGCUUUGUCGGGUGAAUCUCAAUUAAAGUGUCGAGAAAUGUCCUGGACAACCCAAAAGAGAAACAAUACAUGAAAAGAUAAGCCUAUUUAAGGCGAUUUUUUUUAUAUUGGGAUAAAAUAUAUCCUGGACAUUUCUUUGUGAAAUGCACCCAUUUAGGCAACUAGAAUUAGAACAUUUGUUCCCAUUUCUUUUAUUUGUUUAGCUGGAUCACUGGUUGUGAGUGAGUGUGUGCGCGAGCGUGUGUGUGUGUGUGUGUGUGUGUGUGUGUGCUCCCGGCAGACUCAAUCUCUCACGGCUUUAGGUGUCAGUACUCUAUGCUUGUGCAUCCUGUGAGAAGCUUCUCUGCAGUCAGUGGAAAUGUUCCUUGUAAUACUGUGCAUUUAAUAAAAGUGGUAUGUCUUACUA